CUUGGGGUUGUUUUCUUGGCCUUCUUGCCAAACUGUCUCACUAUUCCUUGAAAUGCGUUCGUCGCGCAGCCAUUUCCCGGUUAAACACGCCUCCAUCCUCAGCAGCGAGCCAAGCAGCAGCUCCGACGGUGCCGGGCGCUCCGGGUGAAAGAGCAGAAAACUGCACUUUUAGUGAAAAACAAACCCUGAUCCCUGAUGUGUGGAGGAAAAGCACCGAGGGAUCCAUCGCUCUGACUAAAAUUCCUCAGGUGGUCUCCAAUGGAUUGAAUUUAAUCCAUAGAAAUAUGGAGGGAAUAGGAAACCAUGGAAGACGUAUCUUCACCUUCCUGCUCCUAAUGCUAAUGAGCAGUGGUGUGUUGACGGCAGAGAAGCAAUGUGAAUCCUGGUACUAUGAAACGGAUGGAAUAUGUUGCAAUAAAUGCCAUGCUGGUUUUAAACUGGUAGAAAAAUGUACUAGCAAUCAAAUAAGUCGCUGCACACCUUGUGGUGAUGGUGAAUUCUCAGACCAGAUAAACUUCAGUUCUACCUGCAGAAGAUGCAAAAGGUGCAAAGAAUCAAAGAAUGAAGAACAGGUAUCACCAUGUCAAAGAGAUAGCAACACUAAGUGUCAAUGCAAAAAAGGCUACUAUAAACAUAACAUUGAUUCAGAAACAUACGACUGCGUCGAAUGUAAAAAAUGUGGACCUAAUGAGACCUUAACACACCCAUGUACACGUGAAACAGACACUGUGUGUGAUUGCAAGGAGAACUAUUUCAGAGAGAAGGGCAAGUGUGAGCCCUGCAGCCGUUGUUCUCUGAAGUGCGUACAACACUGUACAACUCCUGUUCAGACAAAAGGUCCUGCCCAUCAUCAUCCACAGUUUAUGAAUAUGAUCAUCGGAUUUGCAGUUCUGGUUGUUUUGCUGGUUUUGGGGAUUUUAAUCACCUUCAUAGCCACAAAGCGGUCAUUCAAUAAAAAGAUGCUGAGUCUGUCCUCCAAAUCAUCUGUCCAGCAAACGGAGCAAAGCCAGGAUUUCCUGGUGAGUAUUAAUGAGCCUUCAGUGGAAACCAGUCUGGAGGACGCUACCGAAACCUCUUUUGGUGAGCAGGAGUUAUCCAAGCUGCCUGACUGUGUCCCGAUGAUCACCGACUUCAUCUACUCAGUACUGGAUCUGGUUCCCUUGCAGCAGAUGAAGCAGCUGGUUCGCUCUCUCGGUGUAACGGACACAGAGAUCGAGCAAGCAGAGAUGGAUAACAGGUACUGCCGGGAGGCUCACUACCAGAUGCUGCGGGUCUGGGCCCAGAGGGCGCCGCGGACAGUCGGAGGGGGAAAGAGUGAAACUGUACACCGGCAGGUUUUGGAGGAGCUCUUAAGCAAACUGAGGCAGCUUCACCUGAGCCGAGCAGCCGAGGAACUGGAGACAAAGUAUGCCAUUCAGUGAUGUAAUCCCUGCCAACCUGGAUUAAAAAAAAAGAAAAGCUUACAGAACCAAGUAUUGUUCACUUAGAAACCCUGCAGAAUGUGGAUUAAAGUGGACACGGUGCUAAAACCAAAGUUUUAUUUCACCAGCAAGACUGAGAGCUUUCCCUGGGAUCCUCCACACCAUUCACUAUGCCAGCAAAGAAUCAAACGGGACUCAAGCAAAUGGACCAAACAAAUGCAGCUUUAUCAAGAACUGUUUUUAAUAUGAAUGUUUUUAUAUUUACUUAGAUGUAGAUGAGAAGUGCAACACAGAUUCCCUUUGUCAUCUGUGAAGAUUUAAAGUACUUGAGAAACAUCUGACUCUGCUCAGUUAAAACUAACAUGAUCCUCCAUUUAUAUCUGUGGUUAAAAUUCAGAUUUUAUGUCCUGAAAGUUCGAAAUCUGACUGAAAGUUCCAGAUAAUUUAUUUCUGAGCAUGUUAUGCAUUCGACUUGAAGAAAAGUUGAACCAACGGAGGUUCAAAUAAACAAAAAAGUAAAACAUCUGACUUUAAAUCAGAAGAAAAAACUGAUUUGUGGUUUUCCUGGCUAAGAUAUUUUGGGGCUUGAAAACUGUGGUUAUCUUCUCAUCUACUGACUUACUGUUGCCACUUUAGAACAAAAUCAAGAAAUAUUAAUUUCAUUUAACAUUUUAAGCUUUAGAGACUCCUUGUGUUUUUUAACGGAAGCAAAACAAUGCCAUUAAGUUUAGUUUUAAACUGAAAACAUUUCCAUAAUAAUUUUUGAGUUACCUUAAAAAUCUAAACGUUUACCAGGUUUUAUUGCGUUAAUGCAGGAGAGAGUAGACAGAGAAAACUGGUAAUCAACACUUUGGUAGUAGAAUGAUGUUUGAGAUUUCAUUUAAAGUGACCAGUUUCUGAUGAAUUGAGGAUUUAAAUUGGUCCAAUUCUGAGUUUAUGUUAGUUUUGCACCUUUCCAGCUACUUUUUGAAAGAAUAUCGUUUCUGUACAUGUUGUGCAGUUAGACGAUUCAGCCAACUAGCCUGAAGUAGAAACAGGAAAUUGCCACAAAAUAUUUGGUUUAACAAAGGCUUUUGUUUAAAAAUCAAACCUUUUGAUUGGUGCUUGUUCAGAAGUUAAACAGAUUUUAUUUUUAAACUAAUUUUACAAAAAAUGGACUCAACUAAGUCUGCACUUGUUUUAUUGUGAUUAUAUUGUUGGUCGUUUCAUGCAGGAGUUUCACAGUAGAGAAGUUUUAUAUCUCUGAAAUAUAUAAAGCAUUUUUUACAGAGCUUUAUUAUUUUUAUUAUUAAGAGUUUAAUAGAUUGUAAUUGCUGUGUCAUUUCACUGAGGUCUGCUAAGCUACAUUUUUUUAUAACUAUUACACAUUUUCACUGUUGUAACUGAACUUAAACAUGCAGAUAAAAUGUGGUCUGGUUAGAUUAAAGCUUGUCAUAUUUUCAUAGCAGUUCCCUGUUGUGCUGGAGUAGAAAAAAAAAGUCAGAUCUGCUUUGUUGGAAACAAUGAAGCCGGGGAAGUGUUUUGUUCCUCCUAAGCGUAGAACAACUCUGCUGUGUAUUGCAGGCUUUUCACCGCCUCAGUAGCAUUCUUCUAAGCCCCAAUCAUGCAAGCAUUAUCCGUGACACGCCUUAUCUCAAGUCUGUUUCAGUUUUUAUACUCAUGCCAUCCUUGGAGACGAGCUUGGAACAGAAGAAGUGUAACUCUAAAAGCACUUUUAUGUUGCUUGACACUGUAUUAUUCGUUUGGGUUUUGAAUAAAGGUGUUGUGAAUUUUUUGCAUGA
Molecule: messenger RNA, 3202 nt
Organism: Xiphophorus maculatus (southern platyfish)
Lineage: Eukaryota; Metazoa; Chordata; Actinopteri; Cyprinodontiformes; Poeciliidae
Gene: tnfrsf1a
Product: TNF receptor superfamily member 1A
Exons: 10
Coding region: 285-1421 (378 amino acids)
Biological process (GO): inflammatory response; signal transduction
Cellular component (GO): membrane raft; signaling receptor complex; mitochondrion
Molecular function (GO): tumor necrosis factor binding; tumor necrosis factor receptor activity
Source: RefSeq, a predicted model, not a curated record